AUGUCGUACAGAGAAGAGGUGCAGAAUCUCUUGAGCCUCAAGGGUGAUCUACAUACAGACGAGGGCCACGUCGGGGACGAGCCUGGCUUUCGAUUAUUGCGAGACGGUCGCAAAUAUAUUCUUGGAAACGAUGCUGACGGCAUUAUAGAUGUAACAUUUGUUAGACUUGCCCACCUCGACGCUUCUCGGGAACAGAAGCUCGACAAGAUUGCAGCGCAGAUGAUCAAGCCUUCCAAAGAGGCGUCUUGCAAAACGAUUGUCAGGUAUCUCGACUAUCUUCCAAAAGAGAAGACUUUUAUCGACAAGAUAGUUCUCGACGUGGCAUGGGACCUCCUUCUCGCGCUCGCGUACCUUCACGGGACAGGAACGGCACACGGAGACGUCCGGCUACCCAACGUCUUUCCCUUUCCUCUGGAAAACUCACGCGUUCGCUACAAGCUCUUUGGGCACGGCUUCGUUCCCGAGGUUAUCAGCCACCAGUUGCGGGACGCCGGCUACCUGGCUCCCGAGUUUCGUUCACGAGGCAAGUGGUAUGAUUUCAGUACGACCACAAAGCCAACGCCUGAGUCUGACGUUUGGAUGCUGGGAAUGGUGCUCUGGCACUGUCAUCAUUUCGGGGUUUACUACAGCGGCCGCCGCUCUGCCAGGGAACGGUGGGAUUCAGACAUCCUUGUCCAACCUGACCUUACCGACGGCUCAGAAGACGGCGUCGAUUCCUUGGAAACUCGAAAUCAUGGCUGCAAGCCCUCUUCCCAUCGUCUUGUGGAGGACCUGCUUCAUAAGAUGCUCAUUCCAGACCCUAACCGACGAUGGAGCGCCGCGGAUUUGCUGGAGGAGCUGAAGCUGCAAAAGUGCUACACCGGGGAGGAAGGUGACAUGGAGCAGGACUUGAAUGACCUGCAGCCUGCUCUCAAGGGUGAGAAAUAUGAUAUCUGGAGAAAGGCGAUGGCCAAGGCGAGUAGGUUUUGUGAGGACAUUUGUUUCUCGGGUAGUGUUGAGGACUUGGAAAGGAACUUGACCUUUGUUGGAGUCAUGCUUGUCUUAUCCGGUCGUUGGGUUUAA
Messenger RNA from Colletotrichum orchidophilum, 1062 nucleotides. RefSeq lists its product as uncharacterized. NCBI's taxonomy places the organism in Eukaryota, Fungi, Ascomycota, Sordariomycetes, Glomerellales, Glomerellaceae. Gene Ontology annotation, molecular function: ATP binding; protein kinase activity. Gene Ontology annotation, biological process: protein phosphorylation. Bases 1 to 1062 code for a protein of 353 amino acids. The transcript has 4 exons. The record is from RefSeq and is a predicted model, not a curated record.